AAAGGUGCUGAGUUGAAAAAAGAUUCUUUGGAAGAAAUGGGUUGUGCGAAUUUGGAGUUGCAUUUGCAAAUUUCCAUCGUGUCAGUGUUGAUUUUUACUGGAACAUUCUGUGUUGGUGACACUGACCCUCUUGAUGUUGCAGCAAUCAAUAGUUUGUAUGUGGCUCUCGGCUCACCAUCUCUUCAGGGGUGGAAAUCAACAGGUGGUGAUCCAUGUUUGGAAGAGUGGCAAGGUGUGAGUUGUGUCUUCUCCAACAUAACUGCAUUACGACUCGGAGGCAUGAAUUUAAGUGGAGAGCUGGGAAGUAAUUUGGAUUUCCCAUCCAUCAUAGAAUUGGAUCUUAGCGACAACCACAUUGGAGGGACCAUUCCAUCCACUUUGUCUCCUACCUUGAGGAACUUGUCACUUUCAGCUAAUCAGUUAACUGGAAGCAUUCCAGAUGCCUUGUCCUCAUUAACUCAAUUGUCAGACUUGUCAUUACAAAAUAACCUUCUGAAUGGACAAAUCCCAAAUGCGUUUCUACAGCUCACUGGUUUGAUGAAUAUGGAUUUGUCUGGCAACAACUUAAGUAGUCAACUUCCUCCCUCAAUGGGGAACUUGUCAUCCCUUACCACAUUACACUUGCAAAACAAUCACCUUGCUGGGACUCUUUUUGUCUUGGAGGACCUCCCUCUUCAGGAUCUGAAUAUAGAGAACAACAUAUUCUCUGGGCCAAUUCCUCCGAAGUUGUUGAGUAUCCCUAAUUUCAGAAAAGAUGGGAAUCCAUUCAAUACUACUAUUAUUCCAUCACCUCCAGCUGCUUCCCCUGCACCUGCUGCUAUGGCUCCUUCUCCAGAAGAAUCACCAGCAAAAGUGGCAAACAGUCCUUCUGCUACCAUGAAAGCACCAAUGUCUGCAAUUUCUCGGAGGCCUUUCAAAGUUAAGAGAAUAGUUUGGAUUGGUGGUGCAGGAUUUUUAAUAUUUAUUGCAUUAGUAGUUAGUCUUCUAAUGUUGUGGUUCUAUAAGAUCCGGCCAGAGAACAAAAAGUAUAAGAAACGUAACAUGGGUGUGUACACAAGAUCUUCACAUAAACAUACAUUUAGUGACUCUCCUUUUGAAGCAACUAACGACGAAGAGAAAGGAUGGAGUUCCAAACUUCCACCCUUGCAGCCAGCACCACCACAUCAGCUCCCAAUCAUUCCUGGAGAGAAGUUCAUUCAUCCAACUUUAUCUACCAAAGUAACUGAUAGACAAUUUAUAACAAGUUCUAUCAAAAUUUAUACUAUUGCAUCACUUCAGCAGUACACAAAUAGUUUUUCUCGUGAAAAUUAUAUUGGGGAAGGGACACUCGGCCCUGUUUACACGGCUGAGCUCCCUGAUGGAAAGCUACUGGUAGUUAGGAAACUUAAUGCGACUGCUUCCAUGGGGCACAAUCAUGAACAGUUUCUCCAAUUAGUGUCCAGUAUCUCCAAAAUUCAACAUGCUAAUAUUGUGAAGCUUAUGGGCUAUUGUGCUGAGUAUAGCCAGCGGCUACUUGUAUACGAGUAUUGCAGUAAUGGGUCCCUACAUGAUGCAUUGCAUGCAGAUGCUAAACUUCCAAUUAAACUUUCAUGGAAUGAUCGCAUUCGAGUGUCACUUGAUGCUGCAAGAUCCUUAGAGUAUCUGCAUGAGCAGUGUCAGCCACCUAUUGUGCACCAAAAUUUUAGGUCUGCUAAUGUUCUCCUAAAUGACAAGUUGGAAGUGUGUGUCUCAGAUUGUGGAUUAAGUUCUUUAUUGUCUUCAGGCUCUGCUGGUCAGUUGUCAGGAGGCCUUCCCACAGCAAAUGGUUACAGUGCUCCAGAAUUUGAGCACGGAAGUUACACACAGCAAAGUGAUGUCUUUAGUUUUGGAGUUGUGAUGCUAGAACUCCUCAGUGGUCGAAAACCGUAUGACAGCUCUCGGCCUCAUGGAGAGCAAUUUUUGGUGAGAUGGGCAGUCCCUCAACUCCAUGACAUAGAUGCUUUGUCAAAAAUGGUUGACCCCUCCUUAAAUGGAGCAUAUCCUAAGAAAUCCUUGUCUCGUUUUGCUGACAUUAUUUCUUCAUGUAUACAGCAUGAACCUGAAUUUCGACCAGCAAUGUCAGAAAUUGUUCAGGAUCUCUUGCGAAUGAUGUAGAGGAUCAUGCAGCCAGCUAUUAAUGAGAUUAUUAACUGCUAGCAAAUAGUCAAAGAGAAGACAGGAUUGUGUUAUGUACACACACAAACGCAACACGCAGAUUAUUCACAGGAACAUGCGUUUGUCAUGAAAAGC
Molecule: messenger RNA, 2268 nt
Organism: Abrus precatorius (Indian licorice)
Lineage: Eukaryota; Viridiplantae; Streptophyta; Magnoliopsida; Fabales; Fabaceae
Product: protein STRUBBELIG-RECEPTOR FAMILY 3-like
Exons: 17
Coding region: 37-2133 (698 amino acids)
Biological process (GO): protein phosphorylation
Molecular function (GO): protein binding; ATP binding; protein kinase activity
Source: RefSeq, a predicted model, not a curated record